GAACUUUCCAUAGAUAACCUGUCCACCUGUUCCAUCAAGUCCCAGCAAUUCAGAUUUCAAAUGCUGACCCUUGAGAGCAGUUUCCAGCAUCACAGAAGUAUCCCCCUGAAACCAGGGGCCAUUGAAACUGCUUCUUGAGAUGUUUCCAUCUUGUUCUUGGGAGCCCCGAAACAUGGCUGCAGGCUGUGUACCCUUUGAAAGCUAUUUCUCCUUCUCAGGAGUCACAGGCCCAGAAACUCCCAAAUUACCAGCAGAGAAGCCCCAGGGAGAUGCCACGUAUUUAGGAGACCCCUUGCAUGGAGCACCAUCUGGAGUUGAUGAAUUGAACAUGUUUACCCACCCGAGAGUCAUUCAGAAACUCCGGAUGAGGGCCAUUCCAAGGAAGAUGCGUCGUACCCCGAAGAAUACACUGGUCUUGGAAGUGGAAGGCACAUUGGCAUUGUCCUCCUUGACAGCUGUCUGGGAUAAUGCCUCAACAUUCAUCACACCUUUCCAGGAUAAGUACUAUCAGUUUCUGGACUCUUGUCUCUUUGAGGUUUCGAUAAAGCUGAGACCGCACCUCCCUGAAUUUCUAGAAGCCCUGGCCAAAAUCUAUGAGAUCUUUGUGUUCACCACUGCCAAGCAAGAUUAUGUUGAUAAAAUUUUGAAGGUCCUUGGACCACGGAGAAAGCUGAUCAGGCACCAGCUGUAUCAAGAGGACUGUCUCUGUAGCCAUGGUUCCUAUGUAAAGGACUUGUCAGUAUUGGAAAGAGGUCUGGAUAGGACUGUGGCGGUUGCAACUUACCUGCAAGCGUUCCCCUACCAGAUGUCCAAUGUGGUGGUGGUCCCUAAGUGGGAGGGUGAUUCCCAAGACAAAGAAUUGCUUCACCUUAUUCCAGCGCUCCAAACGAUUAGCCAGGCAGUUGACAUUCGCACUGAAAUAGAGAGAAAACAUCGUGGCCAGGGGAAGGCUGAGAUAUAACGCCCGCUUCUGUUAUGAGUAACCUCUUCAAAUUUAAUUUAAACUCUCAAAGAGCUUAAAUCAUAACCUAGCUUGGAUAUUUUUGGCCAGCUAUCCCAGAGGACCUGUUUCAGUUCUGUUGCCUUGAAAUGGAUAGAAGUCUGGGGGGUGAUGAGCCGUUGAAUCACUUGGUGCAUUUGUUACCAUUUCAGGGAAACAACGGAUGCACCAAAAUGGUCUUUCUUUUGAUAUCUAAGUAGGGAGAGAAACCAAUAUUGCUCCAUCCAUUAUGUAUGUACCCAUCUUUCUCCUGCUGGCAAUAUAUUUUGAGGUGUGCUUGGAAGGAAUGUCUUCCAAGUACCUCAAUCUGUUUAUUUCUUGGCUUCUGCAAAUGCACAAAGCAGAUAUAAAUAUAUGGUUUCUGACUCAUCAAAAGGCUUCCAUACAGCAUUAACACCAUUUUUAAGAGGCUGGGCUUUGCAGAAGAGGUUCUUUGUACAAAAAUACUUCUUUUUGUGUUUUAUUUCUGCUAUUGUCUUUCAACUGUAAGUGCAAUGUCAUAAACAAGUAAUAAAAUGAGAUUUGUUUUC
Candoia aspera is the source of this 1530-nucleotide messenger RNA. RefSeq names its product CTD small phosphatase-like protein 2-B. Gene Ontology annotation, molecular function: phosphoprotein phosphatase activity. Bases 140 to 961 code for a protein of 273 amino acids. The record is from RefSeq and is a predicted model, not a curated record. The transcript has 10 exons. Lineage: Eukaryota; Metazoa; Chordata; Lepidosauria; Squamata; Candoiidae.